AUGACACUAGGGUUGUGGGCGACGUUGUUAGCAAGAAGUUGUAGGGGCUAUGUUAAGGGUCAUGUAUCGAUCGAGCUGCGUGGUCCGUUGGGAGGAUUAUAUUGGCGAGGCUACGGGGUAUAUUUGGGCGAGAGACUACGGACGUGCUUAGGUGGGAUGGUCGGGGGUUGUGUUGGCGAGGGUUGUGUUGUGAGCAAGAUGGCCGGGGUUGGCAUACUAGGUGUUUUCUUGAUCGAACCGGUGGAGGAAAAGGCAUCGGUUGUGGAAAAGCUAUUGGGUAAAAGAG
Messenger RNA from Dovyalis caffra, 286 nucleotides. The record is from the annotation of a GenBank genome assembly. NCBI's taxonomy places the organism in Eukaryota, Viridiplantae, Streptophyta, Magnoliopsida, Malpighiales, Salicaceae.